Molecule: messenger RNA, 1880 nt
Organism: Grus americana (Whooping crane)
Lineage: Eukaryota; Metazoa; Chordata; Aves; Gruiformes; Gruidae
Product: transcriptional-regulating factor 1-like
Exons: 11
Coding region: 22-1812 (596 amino acids)
Biological process (GO): negative regulation of DNA-templated transcription; regulation of transcription by RNA polymerase II
Cellular component (GO): transcription regulator complex; histone deacetylase complex
Molecular function (GO): transcription corepressor activity
Source: RefSeq, a predicted model, not a curated record
GGUCCGUGGGGUGGCACGGGGAUGGCUGCGUCCCUUUGGGGGGGACAAGGGGGUCUGUGGGGUGGCACGGGGACCGCUGCGUCCCUUUGGGGGGGGACAAGGGGGUCCACAGGGACAGCCGGGAUGCUGGGGUCCCCUUGGGGGGACAACGGGGUCUACGGGGACGCCUGGGUCCUCACCUGUGGGUGGGGGUCACCCACCUGCACCCCACAUUCCGGGGCUCUCCCCCCACUUCCUGCCCGUGGUGGGUCCCUGAGCCAGGAAAAUGAGGGAGGGGGGAGCCAGAAGGGGGUCCCCACGCUGGCACCCCACACCUGGGGGUCCCUCAGCCCCCCUCCUCUCGCCUGUCUCCCCUCCCGCAGCACCAUGGAGCCGCAGCUGGGCCCCUACCCCGCCCUGUACCCCCCCGCCGGCCCCUUCCCCGCUGUGGGGCAGCCCCAUUGGGAGCCCCGGCCCCCCGAGGCCCCCCCAGGGCCCUGGGCCCCCCCGCGGGGCGAUGACCCCCCCAGCCACCUGGACCCCUUCUCCCAAGCCUUUGCCAGCCGCCUGCCGGGCAAGGCCUGGGGGGCCGGGACCCCGGUGGCCGGGGGGGUCACCCCCCCGCCGGGCUACCUGCCCUACAGUGGGGCCCCCCCCGAGGAGCCCCCCCCCGCCUGCCUCUACCAGGACCUGCAGCCCCCUCCCUGUGCCCCCCCUGCACCCUUCCAGGGCCCAGCCCUGCAGGGACUGGGGGGGCCCGAGGGCUUCACCGGACUCCUGGGUGCCCCGGACUGGGUGCCCGAUGGGGCGCGAUGCUACCAGGACCCCAACCGCUAUUUCAGGGGUGCCGAGUUGCCUUUCCCAGGGGUCCCCCCAUGGCCGGAGGGGUCCCUGGGGGAGGUGGGGGGGGGUUGUGAGCUCAGCCCCCCCUGGGCAGCGGGCACGGCCCCCCCCGAGGCCCCACGGGACCCCCCCGGCAGGGGACGGGCUUCCCCCUACCGAAGCCGCCUGGGCCUGGGGGGGGGGCCCCCCCGGUACCGACCGCCCCCCAUGUUGGACCCAGGGCGUGGGGGGCCGGGGCUGUUUGGGGGGCUGCUGGCGGGCGUCAGCCCCCCCGGGGCCGCAGACCCCUUGCGCCUCUCGUCUCCGCAGAUCAAUGUAGGCCCCAGCUUCCAGGCAGCCGUGCCGCCGGCGACGGGGGGGGGCUGCGAGCAGGACCCCCCGGGGGGGGCUGCGCUGGCUUGGAGUCCCUGGCCCGGGCUGGAGGGGGACCCCGAGACCCAGCAGCAAGUGGAGACCUUGCUGGACCUGGCCUGCUCCAGCGCCCUGCCCGGGGGGGGCACCAACCGGGAGCUGGCCCUGCACUGCUUGGCCCGUGCCGGCGGCAGCCUGACGGGCGCCCUGGAGCUGCUGCUGCUGGGGACGCCCGCCUGGCCGUGGGCAGACCCCUUGGCCGGGUACCACUACACCGGCAGCGACGCCUGGACUCCCCGGGAGCGGCGGCUCUUCGCCAAGGCCCUGGCACGGCACGGGAAGGACUUUACGCGGAUCCAACAGGCGGUGCCUUCCAAGCGGAUGACGCAGUGUGUGGAGUUUUACUACCUGUACAAGUCGCGGCUGGGACAGACACAGAAGCAGACACCACCCGAAGCCCUCGGCUCUCGCUUCCCCUGCAAGCUCUGCGGCAAGAUCUUCCCCAAGAUCAAGAGCCGCAACGCCCACAUGAAGAUCCACCGGCAGCAGGAAGGCUGGGGGGGGCCCCCGCUCCUGCCCCCCCCGUGGCCCCCCGGCCCCCCUACCAUUAUGGGGGGCAUACAGCAGCCCCUGGCGUGAAGCGCCCACCCCCCUCAGACUGGGGGUGUCCCCUGCCCACCCCCCCCCAAACACGAAUGAGGACGGAG